Molecule: messenger RNA, 2391 nt
Organism: Arachis stenosperma
Lineage: Eukaryota; Viridiplantae; Streptophyta; Magnoliopsida; Fabales; Fabaceae
Exons: 4
Coding region: 1-2391 (796 amino acids)
Molecular function (GO): zinc ion binding; nucleic acid binding
Source: RefSeq, a predicted model, not a curated record
AUGGAAGAUAUUGCAAAUAUACGAGUGUAUUAUAACGGUGAGAUUAUAUCGAAUACACACGAAGGAGUGAGUUUUGUUUGUGAAUGUCCAUUUUCAUUUGCUAUUCCAUACAGCACGAGUUUUAUAGAGUUGCAAAAUGGUCUUUGUGUGAACAUAAAAAGUCACAUUUCGAAAAGGGUGAGCAACAUUUUGUAUAAGAAUCCUAUGCAAGUAUUUGGUGGAUUGAUACAGUUUCAAAUAAUGUCCAUCACUGACGAUGCAAGCAUGCAGCAGAUGUUCUAUAUUUAUCAACAAAUCCGAUUUCAUGUGCCAGUGAUAGAGCUGUACGUUGAGUUUGAACAGCAGUCGGGGAUGGGUACGAUCGGCGACGAGGUCAAUGUUGAUGAGCUCCGGGAUAUAGAUUGGGAAGAAGAAAAUAAUGACAGCAAAGAGGAAUUCGAAGCUAACUAUGAAGUCGAUGACGAAAACGAUGACGGAGACUUGGCAGACAAUCUGGCGGUGCAGAAUGAGGCGGAUGCCAUUGUAAGCCAACACCCGUUUGGUGUGCCAUCUUUUAUGCGGACUCUAGAUCUCAAAGCCAUGCAUGCCCCGGAAUUUUCUGAGUAUGCGAAUACGGGUGAAGGCAACGUUGCGGCGGAAGAUGGCGAGUUUAGUGUCGGAAUGGAAUUUGGUUCGAGAGAGUCGGUGAUAUCUGCAAUCAAAAGCUACACCAUCUCUAGAGGAGUUGAUUACACUGUGUAUGAGUUUGAGCCGCAGACAUUCUAUGCGAAAUGCAAGGGGUAUGGUGCAGGGUGCGACUGGCUUAUCCGAGCUAGCUUGAUUCGAAAAAAAGCUUGUUGGGAGAUCAGGAGAUACAAUGACAAGCACACGUGCACCAUGGGCACGAUUUCACAAGAUCAUGCCAAGUUGGACUCAGACACAAUUGCAGAUGCCAUUAGGCCGUUGGUCGAAGCAGACCCCUCGAUAAAGGUGAAGUCUGUUAUUGCAGAAGUUCAAGGCAGGUUCAACUACACUGUGACUUACCGCAAGGCUUGGUUGGUAAAGCAGAAAGUUGUCGCAAAAGUUUUUGGUGAUUGGGAAGUUUCUUACCAGACUCUGCCAGUAUGGUUGAAAGCAAUGACAGUGAAGAUGCCAAGGUCUCGUGUUCAAAUUAAAACGCUACCCGUUUACCGUGAGAGUGAGGAGGUUCAAGGUGUAAGAGUUCUUCACCGCGUGUUUUGGAGCUUCUAUCCGUGUAUUGUAGCAUUCAGACACUGCAAGCUACUGGUGCAGGUUGAUGGCACGCACCUGUACGGAAAAUAUAAAGGUGCACUUCUGGUAGCGGUUGCACAAGAUGGGAAUCAGAACAUUGUGCCUAUUGCAUUUGCGAUUGUCGAAGGCGAGACAGCAGACGCAUGGGAUGUGGGUAUUAUUUCUGACCGCCAUACCUACAUCGACGCUGCAAUAGCUCGCAGUAACGGUGCAUGGUCACCACCAAGGGCGUGGCACAUGUACUGCAUCAGGCACAUCGGGUCCAACUUCUUAAGGAGGUUCAAGGCUCCAUAUUUGCAUAAACUCGUGGUGAACAUAGGCUAUUCUAGGACAGAGCAGGAGUACAACAAAAACUACCAAAGGCUUAAAGAGCGGCGUGAGGCAUAUACUCAAUGGUGCGAUGAGAUCGGUGUUGAGAGAUGGGUGUUGGCAUUCGAUGGUGGUCAUCGUUGGGGUCAUAUGACGACAAACUUGGUAGAGUGCAUAAAUUCUGUCCUGAAUGGUGCACGCAACCUUCCUGUGACUGCCCUUGUCCAGUCAACUUUCUAUCGGUUGAAUGAGUUGUUCACUCGGAAGAGUACCGAAGCUCAUGAGCGUCUUCGCAACGGAUUCACGUAUUCAGAAUUCGCAACGAAGAGAGUUGAAGAAAGCUUCCGACGUGCAGGAAACAUUGUGGUCAACCGGUUCGACAGGCGCAACGAGAUGUUUGAGGUUCGCGAAAUGCAAGAUGGUACUAUUUACACUGUUAACCUUGCGCAACGACACUGCGACUGUGGCCAUUUCCAGGUCGAGCGACUUCCAUGUCGCCACGUGCUUGCAUGUUGCGCCAACCAGCGUCUUGAUUGGCAAGUGUACGUGCACAAUGUGUACAAGAUGUCUGAAAUUUGCAAGGUGUACAGAGGCGAGUUUGUUCCAAUGGGUGACCCAUCUACGUGGGAUAGAUACGAAGGAGCGAAGGUGAUCGCCAACUGGACAUUGAGGCGCGCGACGAAAGGAAGACCGAAGUCAACCCGCUACUUGAAUGAGAUGGACUCGCGUGAUAUGCGUGGUCCUCGCCGGUGCACUAUAUGUGGACGCGAGGGACAUAGCCGCAGCCGAUGUCCUCAGCAUGCAGGUCCAAGCUCCGCUGGAGGUCAUUAG